Messenger RNA from Paramisgurnus dabryanus, 11058 nucleotides. The record is from RefSeq and is a predicted model, not a curated record. Lineage: Eukaryota; Metazoa; Chordata; Actinopteri; Cypriniformes; Cobitidae.
UUUACCCGGAAAUAUAGCAAAACCGUUGCUCCCGUAACACUGCUUUAAGAUGGCUUUCAGAACUGGAUAUGUUAUCAACUACCUUCUAAUCAUUUUGUUUGAAAACCGGUCUUAAUCGGAUAACGUGUAAAGCUUAGGAUUUAAAAGGGUCUGGCCACUGCAAGUGGCGUCCGAUCUCGGCGACACCUGCAGUUUCCCUGCGACGUUUUGCACGGCGCUCGAUACAGUGCUGUUAAGCUGGCUGUAGUGUUGAGUUUGUAAAUAUUAUCAGAUCUCCGAUCACAUCAGACUCCAGCUAGAUCGGUGCUUCUGUUAAAAUGGCCACCAUGGAGAAGCUGAUGAAGGCGUUUGAGUCGCUCAAGUCCUUCCAGCAGCAGCAAGGCCCGCUGUCGGCCGAGGAACUCGUCCAGAAACAGAAAAAAGACCUUGGUACAAGCAAGAAGGAUAGAGUGACUCAUUGCCUGACGAUUUGUGAAAACAUCGUAGCACAGUCACUGAGAACUUCUCCAGAGUUCCAGAAACUUCUUGGAAUUGCCAUGGAAAUGUUCUUGCUGUGCGCAGAUGACAGGGAGUCUGACGUUAGGAUGGUGGCGGAUGAGUGCCUGAACAAAAUCAUCAAAGCAUUAAUGGAUUCUAACUUGCCUAGAUUGCAGCUCGAACUGUACAAAGAGAUUAAAAAGAAUGCUGCCUCUCGGAGUCUGCGGGCGGCCCUGUGGAGGUUUGCUGAGCUUGCUCACCUGGUGCGUCCACAGAAAUGCAGGCCAUACCUUGUGAACCUGCUGCCAUGUCUUACUCGAAUCACAAAACGACAGGAGGAGACUGUGCAGGAAACUCUUUCAUCAUCAAUUCCUAAAAUUAUGGCUUCUCUCGGGCACUUUGCUAAUGAUGGAGAAAUUAAGGUGUUGCUGAAGGCCUUUGUUGCCAAUCUGAAGUCCAGUUCUCCCACUAUUCGUCGCACUGCAGCCAGCUCUGCUGUCAGUGUGUGUCAGCACUCACGCAGAACACACUACUUCUACACCUGGCUCCUCAACGUGCUGCUUGGUUUGGUGGUGCCGGUGGAUGAGGAGCAUUCCACUCACCUAAUUCUGGGUGUGUUACUGACUCUCCGUUACCUGAUGCCUCUUCUGCAGCAGCAGACUCCUAACACCAGUCUGAAGGGCAGCUUUGGUCUUGUUCGUAAAGAGGCAGAUGUCUCCCCAUCCCCUGAGCAGCUCAUACAGGUGUACGAGUUGACCCUGCACUACGCACAGCACUGGGAUCAUAAUGUAGUGACCGCGUCUUUGGAGCUUCUGCAGCAGGUGUUUCGCACUCCUCCCCCUGACCUCCUGAAUGCUCUCAUCACAGCGGGCAAAAUAACACACACGAGCGUCUUCAGAGAAGAGAUGGAGUCGCGGGCACGCAGUGGCAGCAUCCUUGAACUUAUUGCUGGUGGGUCAACAUGCAGUCCUCUUCUCCUCAGGAAGCAGAAAGGUAAACUGUUGUCAGGUGAGGAAGAGGGUUUGGAGGACGACCCUGAGCGGGCAGAGGUCACCACUGGGUCUUUCACUGCCUCAGUGGGAGGAGAUACCUCCAGCGAAGCUCAAUCCUCAUCAGGCGUUUCGUCUCUUGGCACUUCUGACAUCAUCACCGAGCAGCCACGCUCCUCCCAGCAUGCCUUGCAGCCGGGUGACUCAGUAGACCUGAGCAACUCCGAGCAGCCUGAUUCUCCAGACGCUGAAGAUGAGGAGGACAUGCUGAGCCGUAGCUCGAGCGGAGGCGCGGGAGUCGUCAGCACAUCCGCUGACUUAAUAUCCGAUGGCAACCAGAUGUCGACGGGAGCCGCUUCAUCAUCGCCCCCUAGUGACAGUUCCCAGACGACAACGGAGGGGCCGGACUCCGCCGUGACGCCUUCAGAUUGCGCAGAGCUCGUGUUGGAUGGCAGUGAAAGUCAGUACUCAGGGAUGCAGAUCGGCACGCUGCAGGAUGAGGAAGAAGAGGGAGCGGCGCCACCCGACAAACCUCCGGAGCCUUUCUCUCAGUCUGCCCUGGCUUUAAGUAAACCCCACCUUCUGGAGGGCAAAGGUCACAACAGGCAGUCAUCUGACAGCAGUGUGGAUCGAUUUAUACCAAGAGAAGAGGUUCUGGAACCGGCAGAACUUGACAACAAGCCAUCACGGAUUAAAGGAGAUAUUGGUCACUACACUGACCCAAAGGAAGAGCCUCUUAUCCACUGUGUCCGGCUGCUGGCUGCCUCCUUUCUGCUCACUGGCCAAAGAAACGGGCUGGUUCCUGAUAAUGAGGUACGUGUGAGCGUGAAGGCCUUAGCUGUCAGUUGUGUGGGGGCAGCAGCCGCUCUUCUGCCUGAAACUUUCUUCAACAGACUAUAUCUGCACCCACUAGACUGUCAACAACCAGACGAGCAACAGUACAUCAGUGAUAUACUGCAGUACAUUGAACACGGGGACCCUCAGAUCAGAGGGGCCACAGCCAUCCUCUGUGGUGCUUUAAUCCAAGCCAUCCAACUAAAGACACGAUACAACACAGAGACGUGGCUGUCUCAGAUCCACACCAUCACAGGAAACUCUGUGUCACUCGAAGACUUUGUGCCUUUGCUGCAGCGCAGUUUGAAAGAUGAAUCAUCGGUCACUUGUAAAAUGGGGUGUGCUGCUGUUAGGCACUGUAUAAUGGCGCUGUGUAAUGGCAGUCACAGUGAACUUGGUCUGCAGCUUCUCAUUGACCUCUUGACCUUGAAGGAUUGCUCUUAUUGGCUGGUCCGCACUGAGCUGCUUGAGACGCUUGCUGAGAUUGACUUCAGGUUAAUAAGUUUUUUGGAGAGAAAAACUGAGAAGUUGCAUAAAGGAGAGCAUCACUACACUGGGUUGUUGAGACUGCAGGACCGAGUGGUAAAUGAUGUUGUGCUGUACCUGUUGGGCGACGAUGACCCACGAGUAAGACACGUGGCAGCAAACACCAUCAGCAGGCUGGUGUCCAGAUUGUUUUAUGACUGUGACCAAGCUCAGUCGGAUCCGGUUGUGGCUAUAGCCCGAGAUCAGAGCAGCUGGUACCUACAGCUGCUGAUGCACGAGACCCAACCGCCAUCACAGUUCACUGUCAGCACCAUCACGCGGACGUACAGAGGAUACAGUCUGUGUCAGAGCACACCAGACGUGACCAUUGACAACAACCUGUCACGGGUCAUCACAGCCAUAUCUCACGCCCUCACCUCUUCUACUUCCAGAGCCAUGACUUUUGGCUGUUGUGAGGCUCUGUGCCUUUUAUCCAGCACUUUCCCAGUGUGCACCUGGAGCACCGGCUGGCACUGUGGCUUUGUGAGCUCAUCUGGCUUUCAUCUCAAUCGAUCCAGCCAGCACCGCAGCCGAGGACGCUCCUUCAGCCUUUCUCAAUCUGGCAGUAAUGAGGACGUGCGCAGGUCUUUGACGGUAGGCGUGGCCAAUAUGGUUCUGUCUCUCCUCUCUUCCGCCUGGUUCCCCCUUGAUCUCUCCGCCCAUCAGUCUGCUCUGCUCCUGGCCGGAAACCUUCUUGCAGCUGUUGCACCAAAGUGCAUGAAGAGCCCAUGGGCGAGUGAGGAGGAGCCUAACCCCACCCCCUCCAAGCAGGAAGAGGCGUGGCCUGCUAUUAACGACCGCGCUCUGGUUGCUAUGGUGGAGCAGUUGUUUUCACACCUGCUGAAGAUCCUCAACAUCUGCUCCCAUGUGUUGGAAGAUACACCUCCAGGUCCUGCUGUCAAGGCAACUUUACCCUCAUUGUCCAACACACCAUCUCUUAGUCCGAUCAGACGUAAAGGUAAAGAGAAAGACAUGACAGAGCAGAGCUCCACCCCCAUGAGCCCAAAGAAGGGAGGAGAGACCAAUACAGGCAGAGCAGCGGACAGCACAGCGACCGCAGUGGUUAACAAAUCCACUACUCUCGGCAGCUUUUAUCACCUCCCUACGUAUCUAAAGCUUUAUGAUGCCCUGAGAGCUACGCAUGCCAACUUCAAAGUGACAUUAGACCUCCACAAUACCAAUGAGAAGUUUGGGAGUUUCUUGAGGUCAGUGCUUGAUGUCCUUUCCCAGGUUCUUGAGCUGGCCACCCUCACCGACAUAGGCAAAUGUGUUGAAGAGAUCCUGGGUUACCUCAAGGCCUGUUUUUCACGGGAACCCACCAUGGCCACUGUUUGCGUCCAACAGCUGUUGAAGGCAUUGUUUGGGACCAAUCUUGCAUCUCAGUACGAGGGGUCCUCAUCUAACCCGUGUCGGACCCAGGGCAAGGCCCUUCGGCUUAGCUCUAGCAGCAUGAGGCCUGGCCUUUAUCACUACUGCUUCAUGGCUCCAUACACGCACUUUACCCAGGCCCUCGCAGACGCCAGUCUUCGAAACAUGGUGCAGGCCGAACAAGAACAGGAUGCCUCUGGGUGGUUUGAUGUCAUGCAAAAAGUGUCCAAUCAGCUGAGGUCGAGCAUUACCAAUGUCACACGGCAUCGAGGAGAUAAGAAUGCGAUUCACAAUCACAUCCGCUUGUUUGAGCCUCUGGUUAUAAAGGCUUUGAAGCAGUACACCACCAGCACUUCUGUGGCCCUGCAGAGACAGGUACUGGAUCUACUCGCCCAACUGGUGCAGCUGAGAGUCAACUACUGCCUGCUGGACUCCGAUCAGGUGUUCAUUGGUUUCGUGCUAAAGCAAUUUGAGUACAUUGAAGUAGGGCAGUUCAGGGACUCGGAGGCAAUUGUGCCCAACAUUUUUUUCUUCCUGGUUUUGCUGUCAUAUGAGCGCUACCACUCCAAACAGAUCAUCAGCAUCCCCAAGAUCAUUCAGCUCUGUGAUGGUAUUAUGGCCAGUGGCAGGAAGGCGGUAACGCACGCAAUCCCUGCUCUGCAGCCCAUUGUGCACGACCUGUUUGUCCUGCGGGGCUCCAAUAAGGCGGAUGCAGGGAAAGAGCUGGACAUCCAAAAGGAAGUGGUGGUAUCCAUGCUGCUGCGUCUCAUUCAACACCAUCAGGUGCUGGAGAUGUUUAUUCUGGUCCUACAGCAGUGCCAUAAAGAGAAUGAAGAUAAGUGGAAGAGGCUUUCAAGACAGAUCGCUGACAUCAUCCUGCCAAUGAUUGGCAAACAGCAGAUGCACCUGGACUCCCAUGAGGCAUUGGGCGUGUUAAACACACUUUUUGAGUCGGUGGCUCCCUCCUCACUGCGGCCGGUGGACAUGCUACUGAAGAGCAUGUUCAUCACACCACCCACACUAGCAUCAGUGGGCACACUGCAGCUGUGGGUAUCCGGGAUUCUCGCCGUCCUGCGUGUUCUCAUCUCACAGUCCACAGAGGACAUCAUUCUGUCACGCAUUCAGGAGCUUUCACUAUCGCCAUACCUCCUCUCAUCUGCCACCAUCCAUCUUCUCCGUGACGAUGACCCCUCACCCCCCGUGGCCCCACCCGCUACUACAGAAGAGGCCGAUGGGGAGCCUCAGCGUUUCCCUCCUGAGGAAACCUUUGCCAGGUUCUUACUGCAGUUGGUGGGGGUGUUGCUGGAUGAUAUAGCCAGUAAGCAGGUGAAGGUUGACAUGAGUGAGCAACAGCACACGUUCUACUGUCAGCAGCUGGGCACGUUACUCAUGUGUCUGAUUCACAUCUUUAAAUCAGGAAUGUUCCGGCGAAUCACUGCGGCAGCCAGCAGACUGCUCAAAGCGGAGGGAGGAGAGGGGGGUAGUUUUUAUACCCUCGAUGGUCUGAACACCCUUGUUCUUCACCUCAUCACCACACACCCAUCCCUGGUCCUGCUCUGGUGUCAGGUCCUUCUCAUCAUCAACUACACCAACUACACCUGGUGGUCUGAGGUGCAUCAGACCCCCAGGAGGAAUAGUCUGUCUAGCACUAAGCUGUUGAGCCCACAUUCAUCUGGAGAAGAGGAGAGGCCUGAGGGGAAACUAGCCAUGUGUAACAGAGAGAUUGUUCGGCGAGGAGCCCUCAUCCUUUUCUGUGACUACGUGUGUCAAAACUUGCACGACUCUGAGCAUCUGACGUGGCUGACGGUGAAUCACGUGAGUGACCUGAUCAGUCUUUCCCAUGAGCCUCCAGUGCAGGAUCUCAUCAGCGCCGUGCACCGAAACUCUGCGGCUAGCGGCCUCUUCAUUCAGGCUAUACAAUCACGCUGUGACAACCUCUGUACUCCUGUGAUGCUGAAGAAGACCUUGCAGUGUUUGGAGGGAAUUCAUCUGAGUCAGUCUGGGGCUCUGCUCAUGUUGUAUGUGGACAAACUCCUUAACACACCGUUCCGUGUGCUGGCUCGCAUGGUGGACACGCUCGCCUGCAGACGCGUGGAGAUGCUGCUUGCCGAGACUCUACAGAAUAGUAUAGCUCAGUUACCUCUGGAGGAGUUGGACAGAAUUCAACAGUACCUGCAGACCAGUGGUCUCGCGCAAAGGCAUCAGCGGUUCUACUCCCUGCUGGACAGGUUCAGAGCCACUGUUGCUGAAGAUACCACAAGUCCUGCCGCCCCCAUUACCUCACACCCACUGGAUGGGAACCCACCACCUCCCCCUGAAAAUGUUGAACCUAAUAAGGAGUGGUAUGUCGAACUGGUAAAAGCUCAGUGUUGUUUGAGAGGUGAAGGAGCGUUAUAUGAAACCACAGAGCUGCUGACCAAACUUCCCCAAUCAGAUCUAAAUGACAUAAUGACCUGCAAGGACUUUAAUCUGUCUCUGCUGGCAUCAUGUCUGAGUGUUGGUGUACAGCGGAUGUGUAAGGAUCAUGGGGCGGUAUUAUUUGAGACUGCUCAGCAGGUGGCCUUUGAGCGAUUGGCCGGUGUUAUAGAGCUCCUCCCCUCCCCUCACCAACCUCUCCUCCCCUUAUCCAAAUCCUGUGAGGACUCCUACAGGGAGAAACUCAAUCAGGUGUAUGGUGAGCCCGGGUUUUAUCAGACUGUGUUGAGUCUGUGUGGGGUGUUGAGUCAGUAUUUACUGUCUCUGUCCAAACUACCCUCAUCCCUGAACAUUCCCAAAGACAGAGAGACACUCAUUGCCACCUUCAGCACCCUCGCCAUAGAGGUGGCGGUGUGGCGUUUGCUGCAGGAUCAGCUGCCUCUGAGUGUGGACAUUCAGAUGAGUUUAUCAUGUCUGUGUUUAGCUCUCCAGCAGUCAGUGGUGUGGACACACUUUGCCUCCCGGUCCUACCUCACACACACCUGCUCUAUAAUCCACUGUAUACAACUCCUUAUACAUGCAGUCGCUGUUGGUCCUGGUGACCAGCUUCUUAGGCCGGAGAGGAAAACAACACGUUCAGAUCAGUCAGAAGAUGACCAGUUGGACUCUGCGUCAGACAAUCGGUGUGAAUGGCAUUGUUGUGAGAUCAUGGCUGAACUGGUUGAAGGUCUGCAGAGUGUCCUCGCUCUCGGUCACCACAGAAACAAAAACAUCCCAGCGUUCCUUACUCCUGUCCUCCGGAAUGUCAUCAUCAGUCUGGCCAGGCUACCCCUUGUAAACAGCUACACGAGAAUCCCACCGCUGGUUUGGAAACUGGGCUGGUCCCCCAGGCCUGGUGGAGAGUUGGGUACAGCUUUGCCAGAGAUCCCUGUAGAGUUCCUGCAGGAGAAAGAUGUCUUCAGAGAAUUCCUCUACCGCAUUAACACUCUUGGCUGGAGCAGUCGGACACAAUUUGAGGAGACAUGGGCCACUCUGUUGGGGGUGCUGGUCACUCAGCCAAUCGCAAUGGACCAAGAGGAGGAGACCCAGCAGGAGGAGGAUCUGGAGAGGACACAGAUAAAUGUACUAGCGGUUCAGGCAAUUACCUCUCUGGUGCUAAGUGCCAUGACUUUACCAACAGCAGGAAAUCCUGCCAUCAGCUGCCUUGAACAACAACCCCGCAACAAAAUCCUUAAAGCUCUAGACACUAGAUAUGGUCGCAAGCUGAAUGUGAUUAGAGGAAUGGUUGAGCGUGAGAUUCAGGCCAUGGUGUCAAAGCGAGACAACAUCGCCACACACUUCCCAUAUCAGGCCUGGGACCCCGUGCCAUCAUUAUCAUCAUCGACUGCUGGAACCCUCAUCAGCCAUGAGAAACUUCUACUGCAGAUAAACACAGAGAGGGAGAUGGGAAACAUGGAAUACAAACUGGGUCAGGUGUCGAUUCACUCAGUGUGGUUGGGGAAUAAUAUUACCCCUCUGAGGGAGGAGGAGUGGGGUGAAGAUGAGGAAGAUGAAGGAGAUGUUCCAGCACCUGCCUCACCUCCAGUGUCACCAAUUAACUCCAGGAAGCACCGUGCAGGGGUUGACAUCCACUCUUGCUCCCAGUUUCUCUUGGACCUCUACAGCCAGUGGAUUUUACCCGGAAGCCCCAGCAGCAGAAAGACACCUGUUGUACUUGUCAGUGAAGUGGUCAGAUCGCUGCUGGCAGUGUCUGAUCUCUUCACAGAGAGAAAUCAGUUUGAUAUGAUGUUCUCGACUCUGACCGAGCUCCAGAAGGUCCAUCCACCAGAAGAUGAGAUCCUCAAUCAGUAUCUUGUACCAGCUAUCUGCAAAGCAGCUGCUGUUCUGGGAAUGGAUAAAGCCAUCGCAGAGCCAGUGUGUCGCCUGUUGGAGAGCACCUUGCGCAGCACUCAUCUGCCCAGUAGGAUUGGGGCACUACAUGGAGUUCUGUAUGUACUAGAAUGUGAUCUACUGGACGAUACAGCACGCCAGCUUAUACCAACUGUCAGCGACUACCUGCUCUCCAACCUCAAAGCUAUUGCUCACUGCGUGAACCUACAGAACCAGCAGCAUGUGCUGGUGAUGUGUGCCGUGGCCUUUUACAUGAUGGAGAAUUACCCUCUGGACGUAGGGUCAGACUUUAAUGCCGGGAUCAUUCAGCUGUGCUGUGUGAUGCUUUCCACUAGCGAGGAGGCCACACCGUCCGUUAUCUACCACUGUGUUCUGCGAGGUUUGGAGCGAUUGCUUCUGUCCGAACAGCUGUCACGCAUGGACGCAGAGACGCUGGUCAAGCUGAGCGUUGACCGCGUGAACAUGCCCAGUCCACACCGCGCCAUGGCUGCCCUGGGUCUCAUGCUCACCUGCAUGUACACAGGUGUGGCUGGAGAGGAAGGAAAAGAAAAGGGAAGUCCUGGGUGCCCUGCCGAUACAGACCCCACAGCUCCUGACAGCGAAUCUGUAAUUGUUGCCAUGGAGCGCGUAUCUGUACUCUUUGACAGGAUUCGCAAAGGCUUUCCAAGUGAGGCACGUGUGGUAUCCCGGAUUCUUCCUCAGUUUCUGGAUGACUUUUUCCCACUGCAGGACGUUAUGAACAAAGUCAUCGGAGAGUUCCUGUCCAAUCAGCAGCCUUACCCACAAUUUAUGGCAACUGUGGUUUAUAAGGUAUUUCAAACACUGCAUGCGACUGGCCAGUCCUCCAUGGUUCGUGAUUGGGUGCUGCUCUCUCUGUCGAACUUUACACAGAGAACACCUGUCGCAAUGGCAAUGUGGAGCCUGUCUUGUUUCUUUGUUAGCGCCUCUACCAGCCAGUGGAUCUCUGCCCUCCUGCCUCAUGUCAUCAGUCGCAUGGGGAAGUCAGACACAGUGGACAUUAGCCUCUUUUGUCUCGUCGCUAUGGAUUUCUACCGACACCAGAUCGAUGAAGAGUUAGACCGCAGGGCCUUCCAGUCUGUCUUUGAAAUGGUUGCGUCUCCUGGUAGUCCAUAUUACCAACUGUUGUGCUGUUUGCAGAGCAUUCACCAAGACACGUCAUUAUAAUACAGAGCAGAGUAAAAAUAUUUCACAUCAAUUUGUCAUCAAUAAGAUGGUAACAAAUAUGGCCAAUACACUAAAUUGAACCGGGACGUUAAGUGUUAACGUUACACACCGGGCAGCGAGAAAUUAUCUUGGAUUGGAUAUGUGGAGGUGGAUUGGUUGCUAUGGCAGUAUCCACGAUAUAUAUAAAGACAUAUUGGCCCAAAUAGUUAUUAGAGACCUAAACAAAGACACACAUCCACUGAAUGUUGCCACUAAGUGUAAACCAAAAUACAUCUGAAUGCAAGUAACACCACUAGUCUUUAUAAUAAUUAAAAAAUACUACAACCAUCAAAACAAUGGACUUUAGAGUGUAACAGUAUAUAGCCUUUUCUUUUCCAUAGUCUGUUCAUCUAAAAUCUGUGGCAAGACAGCACAGUGUAAGUAUGCACUAGUUGCAGUUGUUUUCUGUUAUGCAGUCUAAACUGACAAUGUAUCUCAUUAGUAAAGACUAGGUACUAAUAAACUGACUAAAUGUUGCAAAGAAUGUGGAUUCAGACACUACAGAGAUACAUAAAGUUGCACGCAGUGGUUGAUUUCCAAUUUCCAGUUGGUUUUUCAUACAGUUUCCAUCUCCACAAAUCCAAAUUCUCCUGCUCCCACGAAAAUUAAAGAUGUUCUUUACAGACCCACCACCACUCCCCCAGUUUUAAAUCAUUCCUGUUGCAUGGGUGACACAUUAUUUUGCUCUGUGUUUGCCAGCACUUGAAACAAAAUAGAAAUAUAUAAAUUGUAAAAUGAGUCUGUAUAUCCCCUUUAAUGUGGGAGAUGUUGGAAUGACAAGAGUUUUGUGUAUUUAAAGAUGCUUUGUGUUUGAUGGCAGUGCAGCGUUUGCACUGAAAGAGGUUUGAAUUGUCUAAAACAAAUACGAUUUUUUUCCUCUUUAAAUUUAGUUGUCUAUAUUUGUUGUUUUAAAGUUACAAUUUAUUUGUUUUUAAACAGAGGAUGUGAAUCUCUAAAGCCCUUUGUAUGGUUUGAAAUCGUUAAAAUAGCAGCUCGGAUCUGUAUGACAUAAUGUGUAAUUUACAACACAUUUAUCUUCAAUUGUUUAUAACAUUUCUUUUAAGAGCUCAGGACGUUGAUCUAGUGUAAUGACGAAGUAUGCGUUUUAAUCUAUAGAGUGUUUACAUCAUGUACAAUUUGUGUAAAAGAAAUAAUAUUUGUGAUGAGUUGAAUAAAAUGUGGUGCAUGACAACACCCAUCAAUGGAGAUUAGAUGAUGUAAAGAAAGGGGCCAUUCAAACCGAAUGUGCGCAAUAACCCAGCUUUUUCUCUUUCGGACGUGGGGGAAACAUUAUAUUUUGUCUCUGUGGCAUAGGUCCCUUCGCUGUAAAUAGAUA